This is a messenger RNA of Monomorium pharaonis (pharaoh ant), 3057 nucleotides long. It is a transcript of the gene Keap1, whose product is annotated as kelch-like ECH-associated protein 1B. Lineage: Eukaryota; Metazoa; Arthropoda; Insecta; Hymenoptera; Formicidae. The record is from RefSeq and is a predicted model, not a curated record. Gene Ontology annotation, molecular function: protein binding. The transcript has 7 exons. The coding region runs from base 670 to 2580 and encodes 636 amino acids.
CGACGAUUCAUCGGCGGGUAUUUAUUUAGUACCGAGUCACCGUCAGGGUCGCCGCGCGCUGGAUUAUUAGCAGAGUCGAGCGAGCAAGCCAGGCCCGCGCUCGCUAUCAGCGGCGCGGACAAAGGUGCACCGGCGGCGGUAUCUACGGGACAAAUCGUGACGAAGCGAUCUCGCGCUUUCGCGCCGCCGGGCGAAACGACAGCGAGCGCGGAGCGACGGACGGUGACAGUGCACGGCAGCAAGCGACAGAGCCCGCCGACGAGAGAGGAGAGACGCGCGGCGUCUGACAGUCCGCUCCGUCUGUGUCCGGAGAAUAAAAUUGCUUUCGAUCACCCCGCGGUCCGUCCAGCGGCAGAAGCCACGUGCGUAUGCAAAUCGGCCGUACGCGCGCGGUCGAUUCGCUCGCUCGCUUGCUCGCUCGCUCGGUCUCGGUUACGCCGCCGCAUCCUAUCGGAGCAGAGCCAAAGCGAGAGGUGGAGGAGAGAGAGAUGCCUGCGUCAUCGUGUAUCAUCGGCGAGAUCGAUCGUGAAACAUGAUCGCGCCGCCUCGCUGUCCGCCGCCUUCUUUUUCUCCUCCGCGCCUCCGUUCUCCCAUCUCGCCCUCGCGAGUGUGAUUUCCUCGACGUAGCAGUGGAUCGCCCUGGCGAUCUGGCAGGCCGGUUCUACUUUAAUGGAUGGCAAGAAAGAUUGCCAGCGAAAGAAAGAGGCCCGGGCGGGCGGCGACGGCGGCGGCGGCGACGACGGUGGCUCCCAGUCGCCCGUCCGGGGCGACGACGCUCCGCUCGCCGCGUCGGGGGAGGAAAUCGAUUGGGAGGGUAUGCUCGACAAGGAGCGCCACCGGGGCGACCUCGGCGACAUGACGUUCUGCAUGGCCAACUACCUGAAAGAGACGAUGAAGAUGAUGUUUAUGAUGCGCAGCCAUCACAUGCUAACUGACGUGAUACUAGAGGUCGGAACCGAGCUGUUCCACGCGCACAAAGUUAUCUUGGCAGCAGCUAGUCCCUACUUUAAGGCAAUGUUCACUGGAGGGUUGAAGGAGUGCGAGAUGACGAGGGUGAAGCUUCAGGGUGUCUGUCCAACCACAAUGGCCCGUUUAAUGUACUUUAUGUAUACUGGUCAAAUAAGAGUCACUGAGAUUACCGUGUGUUCGCUGCUGUCGGCGGCUACCAUGUUUCAAGUCAGCAAUGUGAUAGACGCGUGCAGUGUCUUUCUUGAGAGGCAACUCGAUCCCACAAACGCGAUUGGAAUCGCCAACUUCGCCGAGCAGCACGGCUGUCACGAUCUGUACCACAAGGCGAAUCAGUUCAUCGUCCAGCACUUUAAUCAGAUAUGCCAGGAGGAAGAAUUCCUGCAGCUGUCUGCCAUACAGCUGGUGGCGCUCAUCAGGAAGGACGAGCUGAACGUGCAGGAAGAGCGGGAGGUCUAUAACGCCGUGUUAAAGUGGGUCAAGUACAACGAGGACGCGAGGCGACCAAAAAUGGAGCACAUCCUACACGCGGUACGCUGUCAGUAUCUGACGCCAAACUUCCUGCGGGAGCAGAUGAAAAACUGCGACGUGCUGAAGAAGGUGCCAGCGUGUCGCGAGUACCUGGCGCAGAUCUUCAAGGAUCUGACAUUACAUAAGAAGCCGGUCGUGAAAGAGCGCACGCCGAAUACGCGGCGGGUGAUAUACAUUGCUGGCGGUUUCUUCAAGCAUUCGCUCGACGUCCUGGAGGGCUACAAUGCCGACGACAAGACAUGGACGCAACACGCCAAGCUCAUCGUCCCCAGAUCCGGUUUGGGCGGCGCGUUUCUCAAGGGGAUGUUUUACGCGGUCGGCGGUAGACACAAUUCACCAGGAAGCAGAUACGACAGUGACUGGGUCGACAGAUAUAACCCGAUGACGGAUCAGUGGCGACCGUGCAGCCCGAUGUCGGCACCGAGGAACAGGGUUGGAGUUGCCGUUAUGGAUGGCCUAUUGUACGCCGUGGGUGGCAGCGCGGGCGUCGAAUUCCAUAACAGUGUCGAAUGUUAUGACCCGGAUCAAGACACAUGGACCAGUGUGAAAUCUAUGCACAUCAAACGGCUAGGCGUAGGAGUAGCGGUAGUGAAUAGAUUAUUGUAUGCGAUUGGUGGCUUCGAUGGCAAGAACCGGCUCAACUCGGUAGAGUGUUACCAUCCUGAGAAUGAUGAAUGGACAAUGGUGUCGCCUAUGAAGUGUAGUCGUUCGGGAGCCGGGGUAGCCAGUCUGGGCCAGUACAUAUACGUUAUAGGCGGAUACGACGGAAAAUCGCAAUUGAAUUCGGUAGAAAGGUACGACACGGAACGCGACAUCUGGGAAAACGUGAGCAGCGUCACCAUUUCUCGCAGUGCUCUUAGCGUUACCAUUCUUGACGGCAAAUUAUAUGCAAUGGGAGGAUACGACGGGACGACGUUUUUAAACAUAGUGGAAAUUUAUGAUCCCGUUCAAGAUCAAUGGACCCAAGGUGUGCCUAUGACAUCGGGAAGAUCUGGUCACGCUAGCGCGGUGUCGUAUUAUCAGUGUCCUAUACAUUGUGAUCAUUUGGAUUAUAAUAUCUCAUUGGAGAAACCACCGUCGUGAUACGCGGCAGUUGAUACGCUUUUUAGGUGACAUUUGAAAGAAAGGAUAGCAAAUUUUUUUAAAUUCACGCGAGAUAAAACGGAACUGCAAAAUAUAGUGUGAAAUAAGUUUUUUUUUAAAUGGGACUGUGUGAUGUAAAGUGGCAAGGAUGAAAUUAUUCUUCAAUCGUCCAUAACAGAAGAGAGAAAAGUGUAUUUAUGUAAUUCUUGGACGGCAAUAUGUCGUCGAACCAGACCAUACAUGUGGGCUAGAAAAGCGCGACUAGUCGACAAAAAGUGCUUUCACGACAAAGCGAGGUAACUCGUUAUUGAAGGACCAAUUUAUCUUAUUCAUUAUAUAAGACAAAUGCGACUGUGCUACGUUUCAUAGUUUUACCGCUUUUUAAUUAUGGAUGUGAUCUAUAAUUAAUACAAUGUAGAAAGAUAAUAUGUAAUGUACAUAUCUCUCACAUCGUAAGAAAAUUAUUUUCAAAGAAAA